AUGGAUAUUCGGGAGUCUGAUGAAACUCAGGAGCUUUACGUAAGAAUAGCUGCCUCCGAUGUAUCAAGUCCCACAACCACGGAAUAUGGCUCAAGAAAGAACAAACAAAUGAGCAUUGUAAUUAUGUUAUCUACACUUGGUUUGGUAGUUAUCUGUGUUAUUUUCGCAUUGUACGUUGCUUGGAGAAAGAGAAAAUUACCUUGCAAGACUAUACUAGUUUCAUUGCAAGACCAUGAAGAUAACUAUACGAAUGAGAGUCUAAAUUCGGAUAAAGAGAUGUUGCCUUUUAGCCUUUCCAUUAUUGCUAAAUCGACUAACAACUUCUCUCCCAACAAUAAGCUUGGUGAAGGUGGAUUCGGUCCUGUUUACAAGGGUGUACUCGAGGAUGGAUGGGAUGAAAAAAUGCUGAUAUAUGAAUACAUGGCGAACAAAAGCCUCGACUUGUUUAUAUUUGAUGAAUCUGGAAGUUUUAUGCUUGAUUGGCCUCUUUGUUUUGGUAUUAUUAAUGGGAUUGCUCGAGGACUUCUAUAUCUUCAUCAAGAUUCACGCCUCCGAAUCAUCCAUAGAGAUUUGAAAGCUGCCAAUAUUUUGUUGGACAAUGAUAUGAACCCCAAGAUAUCGGACUUUGGCCUUGCUAGAUGGCUUAGCGGAUACGAGACUGAAGCCAACACGAACAAAGUUGUUGGAACUCAUGGUUACAUCUCUCCAGAAUAUGCACUACAUGGGCUUUUUUCUGUAAAGUCAGACGUUUUUAGCUUUGGAGUUUUGGUGUUGGAAAUUGUGAGUGGCAAGAAAAACCGAGGAUUCUCGAAACAAGAACACCAUGAUACCCUUACUGGACAUGCAUGGCGGCUCCACAAUGAAGGAAAGUCUCUUGAGCUUGUUGGUUCACAUUUGCGAUACUCAUUUGUUGACUUUCAAGUAGUACGGAUAGUGCACAUAGCUUUGUUAUGUGUGCAACAUCAUGCAGAUGAUAGGCCUACUAUGUCAUCAGUAGUUCUCAUGCUCGGUAACGAGAAUUCUUUGCCUCCACCUAAACAACCAGCAUUUUUCACCAAAGAUAAAUUGCUCGAAUUCACCCCUAGUUCAUCGGUGCCAGCAUUGGAUUCAGUUGGUGAAUUGACAAUAACACAUCUAAAUGCUCGAUAGCAAAUUAAGUUUUCUCUUUUAAUAUUAUGUAUUUAACUAUGUUCAUAUAAUGCAUCGUAUGUGAAGAGAAUAUAUUUGUGAAAUAAGAAUUUAUACUAUUAUAUGUAAGAUAUUAUGUUAAAACUCAUGUAAUAUAAGGUUAGGAAAUUAAAAUAACAUAAAUUUUAUUAUAAAC
This is a messenger RNA of Lactuca saligna, 1324 nucleotides long. Lineage: Eukaryota; Viridiplantae; Streptophyta; Magnoliopsida; Asterales; Asteraceae. The record is from the annotation of a GenBank genome assembly.